AAAAAUUAGAACAAACUUUUUAAACUUGAAUAAAGUGCUUUUGUCUUUUCUUUUUUUUUUUUACUCGAAUGAUAAACUUUUAUAGUGUUUUUGUUUGUUCAUUAAAAAAAGAUAUUUUGUAAUGGUUAUGAUAGUAUAAGGAAAAAGAUUUUUGAAGAUAGAUGAGUUUGGUUAGGUUUAGGGAAAUGGAAAGGUGGAAUUUUGGAUGCCUACGUUUAUGUGUAGCUGACAUGGAAUUGUGACCCAUAAUCCAAUGUUGGUUGUUACAAAUUUUACAAGCUGGAUUUUUUAAUAAUAACAAAACUCCUCCUUAUCUUUCUCUCCAAUAUAUAUAUAUAGAGAGAUAGAUUGAUAUAUAGAUAUAUUUCUCCCAACACAACAAAUCACUUUCUCUUCACAUUUUUUGCUAAUAAAAUUGGCAAUACAAAGAGAUCAAUAUUAAUCAGCCACAACAUGAUUCUCAGAAGAUUCUUCUCCUCCUCUUUUCGCCUUGUUUCUUCAUCAUCAUCUUCUUCUUCUUCAAAGCUUGGAGGAGGUUGUCAUCGCGAUGGGUUUAGGGCAGUAUCUUCGAUGCCGGAGCCUUGCCAAUCAUCACCUCUCAGUGAUGAUGAGAGCUGUGAUUUUGACUGGGAUAGUCUUGGAUUUGGGCUAAUGCCGACAGAUUAUAUGUAUAUCAUGAAAUGCUCUAAAGAUGGGAAAUUUGAACGAGGUCAAAUGAGCCGUUAUGGGAACAUUGAGUUAAGCCCUUCUGCUGGGGUUCUAAAUUAUGGACAGGGAUUGUUUGAAGGCCUAAAAGCUUAUAGGAAAAGAGACGGAGGCUUUCGUCUAUUUCGUCCAGACCAAAAUGCUCUUCGUAUGAUGACCGGUGCUGAACGGAUGUGUAUGCCCUCACCCUCCAUCGAACAGUUUGUCGAUGCUGUGAAGCAAAUUACCAUUGCGAAUAGGCGUUGGGUCCCUCCGCUGGGGAAAGGAUCACUUUACAUAAGGCCUUUGCUCAUUGGAACUGGUCCUGUUCUUGGCUUGGCUCCUGCGCCCGAGUAUACUUUUCUAAUUUAUGCUUCCCCUGUUCGCAACUAUUUUAAGGAAGGUUCAGCACCCUUGAACCUAUACGUUGAGAAUGAAUUCGUUCGUGCAUCUCGUGGUGGAACUGGAGGUGUGAAAACCAUUUCAAAUUAUGCUCCGGUCUUAAAAGCUAUCACCCGAGCAAAAAGCCGAGGGUUUUCUGACGUGUUAUACCUUGAUUCAGUGAAUAAGAGAGAUUUGGAAGAAGUUUCUUCUUGCAAUAUUUUCCUUGUAAAGGGCAAUGUUAUUUCAACUCCUGCUACAAAUGGAACAAUUCUUCCAGGAGUAACCCGGAAAAGCAUCAUUGAAAUUGCCCGUGAUCGAGGUUACGAGGUCGAGGAACGGGCCAUUAACAUGGAAGAACUGUUCGACGCUCAUGAAGUUUUCUGCACUGGAACUGCUGUUGGUGUGGCCCCAGUUGGCAGCAUCACAUGUAUGGAUAGAAGGAUCGAAUACCAAACAGGUGCUGACACAACAUGCCAAGAAUUAUAUUCAACUCUUGUUGGGAUUCAAACUGGAACCAUUGAGGAUAAGAUGGGGUGGACUGUUGAGAUCUCUUGAGUUUUUCAUCUGUCCCACCGACAUGAACAGUAAAUUGCAAGUCCGUUCUCUGUGUCGGGUUUAUCAGUAAAAUGUCUCAAAGUUUGUUAUUUGUUUUACUUUUCAUAAGUUCCGUAGCUAUAAUUAAGCAGCAAGCCUUUAAGUCCAAUACAAGUAAUGAGGAUCAAGAGCUGGAGAUUCGUAUGAAAGUAAAUAAAAUAUUUUGAUAUAUAAAUUGUGAUAAAAUGUUUGAAA
Cucumis melo (muskmelon) is the source of this 1857-nucleotide messenger RNA. RefSeq names its product branched-chain-amino-acid aminotransferase 2, chloroplastic. The record is from RefSeq and is a predicted model, not a curated record. Gene Ontology annotation, molecular function: branched-chain-amino-acid:2-oxoglutarate transaminase activity. The transcript is spliced from 10 exons. Lineage: Eukaryota; Viridiplantae; Streptophyta; Magnoliopsida; Cucurbitales; Cucurbitaceae. Gene Ontology annotation, biological process: branched-chain amino acid metabolic process. Bases 454 to 1623 code for a protein of 389 amino acids.